UGUUUGUCGUGUACUCUGUGUAGACGUAGCACUGGCACGUUGCAUCGUGCCCUCUAUACUCUAUGGUAACACCUCUAUAGUCUAUGGUCGUGCUCUAUGGUUUUCAGUAAUAAAGCGCCAAGUCGAAUUAUACGGUCGGUUGUUUCAUUGCAAUUAAUAAUUAAUCUAUAUUAUAAAUAUCUAUCACUGUCGAACGAGGAUAAUCUACUCACGUGUUGUAAAAACGGAUAACAAUGGCGUUUUUGGGUAAUUUGGCUACUUUCGACCACAAAUCGUGCGAGUGGGACAUUUUCAAAGGACGCUUGGUACAAUUUGUGAAAGUUAACAAAGUGGAAGAAGACUGUAAAAGUGCCAUUCUCAUAACGCAUCUUUCCGAUGAAUCAUACCGGCUAGUUCGAAAUCUUGCUUAUCCAAGCGAUGUGGAUAAGUUAAGCUACGAGGAAUUGGUGGCUUUACUCGACGCUCACUUCAAGCCUAAACAAUGUUCCUUCGUGGACAUGGCUAAGUUUCACGGGGCGACUCGAAGUGCAGGCGAAAGCUUAGGGGACUGGGCGGCGCGACUCAGAGGUCUAGCAAGCUAUUGUGACUUCGGCACAGCCCUGGAGACGAACCUCAGGGACCGUUUCGUCCUCGGCCUGGGCUCAGGUCCCGAACGCGACAAAUUGUUUGAGCAAAAUCCAACAGGAUUAACAUUUGCUCGGGCAUUGGAGUUGGCGCAACAAGCGGAGUGUACAAGGGAGGCGAAACAAUUUGAUAAAUUGGUCAUCAAGGAAGAACCAAUAUACCGUGCUGCGUUUGAUGCUAAGUCUCAGCGCGAUGGUGGCCCGCGUCGCGGCGGCGGCGGCGGCGGCUACAGCGGCGGCGGCGGCGGCUCGAGCCGCGCUGGCGGCGGAGGCGCGGGAUACAGCGGCAGCGGCGGCGGCGCCCCGGGCUCAGAGACCCGGUGCAGGGUGUGUGGUAUGAAGAACCACUCAGAAGAUACGUGCCGUUUUAAAAAUUACAAGUGCCAAAAGUGUAGAUCUAAGGGCCAUUUAAGAAAAGUGUGUACUAACAAAAACUCAAGAAUAAACAAUAUUGAGGAUGACGAUAAUAACUCGGGGUGUGAGGAAUGCCAGAACUUUAAUAUAAGGUUUCAAAAUUAGUGUGGAGGAGUGAUGUGUUUGUCGUGUACUCUGUGUAGACGUAGCACUGGCACGUUGCAUCGUGCCCUCUAUACUCUAUGGUAACACCUCUAUAGUCUAUGGUCGUGCUCUAUGGUUUUCAGUAAUAAAGCGCCAAGUCGAAUUAUA
This is a messenger RNA of Plutella xylostella (diamondback moth), 1289 nucleotides long. RefSeq lists its product as uncharacterized. The record is from RefSeq and is a predicted model, not a curated record. Lineage: Eukaryota; Metazoa; Arthropoda; Insecta; Lepidoptera; Plutellidae.